This is a messenger RNA of Mastomys coucha (southern multimammate mouse), 3097 nucleotides long. RefSeq names its product zinc finger protein 728-like. Gene Ontology annotation, molecular function: DNA-binding transcription repressor activity, RNA polymerase II-specific. The record is from RefSeq and is a predicted model, not a curated record. The coding region runs from base 133 to 1047 and encodes 304 amino acids. Lineage: Eukaryota; Metazoa; Chordata; Mammalia; Rodentia; Muridae. Gene Ontology annotation, biological process: negative regulation of transcription by RNA polymerase II. The transcript has 4 exons.
GUAGUCCCGAUAACUGUGACAUCAUCAGAGGGGGUGGCCGUUGGUCUCAAACUUCCGCAUUUGAUUUUCAAACUUAGCUACUCCUGAAAGUUAGGCGUCUGUCCUGUUGAGAGCUGCGUUUGGAUCUCUAACAUGGAGGAUAUGCUGUCAUUCUGGGAUGUGGUGAUAUAUUUCUCUGCAGAGGAGUGGGAAUACCUCAGCCCUGCUCAGUGGAAACUGUACAGGGAUGUGACAUUGGAGAAUUACAACAACCUUGUUUUUCUGGGUCUUGCUUCUUCCAAGCCAUACCUAGUCACAUUUCUGGAGCUAAAACAAGAGCCUUCAUAUGUAAGGAGUCAAGCGGCCAUCACUAUGUUCUCAGGAGGAAAAUGCUAUACAUGCAAAGAAUGUGGCAACAUUUUUGAGGGGAGAAAAGAACUUCAAAAUCAUCAGAUAAUUCAUUUAGGACUGAAGCCCUACAAGUGUGAAGACUGUGGCAAGUCCUUCAGUUUUCCAUCAUUACUUUCUGAGCACAAAAGAAUUCAUACAGGAGAAAAACCGUACAAGUGUGAUAUAUGUAACAAGGCCUUCCAUGUUCCAUCAAACCUUUUUAAACAUAAGAUAAUUCACACAAAAGAAAAACUCUACAAGUGUGAAGUAUGUGGCAAGACUUUCGGUUUUUCAUCAAGACUUUUGUACCAUAUGAAAAUUCAUACAGGAGAGAAACCAUACAAGUGUGAUAAAUGUGGAAAGGCCUUCCACUCUUCACCAUCACUUUAUCAACACAUGGGAAUUCAUACAGGAGAGAAACCCUGCAAGUGUGAUGUAUGUGGUAAGGCCUUCCGCUUUCCAUCAUUACUUUUAAAACACAAGAUAAGUCAUACAGACCAAAAACCCUACAAGUGUAAAAUAUGUGGAACUUUCCUCCGAUGUCAAUCAUCAGUUCAUGAACACAAGUUAAUGCAUAAGGGAGAGAAACCCUACAAGUGUGAUGUAUGUGGCAAGGCCUUUGAAUAUCCAUCAAGACUUUCAAAACAUAAGAAAAGUCAUGCAAGAGAGAAACCAUAAAAGUAUGAAGUAUGUGGCAAUGCCCUCCAUUAUCCAUCAUUACUUUCCAAAUGUAUGAAAACUCAUACAAGAGAGAAACCAUACAAUUGUGAAAUGUGUGACAAGCCUUCCACUAUCCAUCCAUACUUUCUAAACACAGCAUAAUUCAUACAGAAGAGAAUCCCUAUGAGUUUGAAGUAUGUGGUAAAGCCUUUGAUUAUCCAUCUGGACCUUACAAACAUAUGAAAGUUCAUAUAGAAGAGAAACCAUAAAGAUGUGAAGUAUGUGGCAAGGUUUUCAAUUAUUGGUCAAGAUUUACAAACAGAAUUCAUUCAUGAGAGAAACCCUACAAAUAUUAAGUAUGUGGCCUAGCCUUCUAUUGUGCAUAAUUACUUUCUGAAAAGAAGAGAAUCCAUACAGAUGAGAAACUAUAAACUUGUGAUACAUUAUCAGUCAAGUCCUUUAGAACUUCCCACAUUCUUUCUCCUUAUUUGAUAACUCAUUCUGGAGAGAAACCAUACAAAAGUGGAAAAGCCUCCCUUACAAAAUCAUACCUUUUUCUAUACAAGUUGACUCACAAUGUAGAAAAUAUUUACAAAUGAAAAAAGCAUGUCAAAAUGCUCAACAAAUUUAGGGAUUAUCAAAGAAUUCAUCCUGGAAAGAAACCAUAUGAAUUUUAAAAAAUGUGGCAAAUACUUUUGAAGUUUGUACAGAAGAGAAACCAUAAAAGUGUGAAGUAUGUGGCAAGGCCUUCAGUUAUCCAUCAUUACUUUCUAAACACAAGAUAAUUCAUAGAGAAUCCCUACAAGUGUGAAGUAUGUGGCAAGGUCUUCAAUUAUCAGUCAAGAUUUACAAACAUAACAGAAUUCAUGCAUGAGAGAAACCCUCCAGAAACCCUACUGCCUUGAGUCUCACAUGACACAUGGACUGUGGUCUUUCAAACUGUUAUAAUAGUUAAAUAAAUCUGUGGACCUUUCAAGUGGUAACCUAUUUUACUUAUGAAUUGAAAGUAAGGUUGGAGAAAGGGAAGAAACGUUACGAUUUAAAGCUUUUUGGAUAGAGUUAGCAUACUGACUUUGGGAACAAACUGAAUUGCCAACAAGAUCCACACCCAUGUUAGUAUUCUCAGUACCCACAAAAUAGAAGUAAUUACCUCUGAAGGUUGUCCUCUGACCUCCAUGCAUGGGCCCCCACACAAACAUAAAUGUAUGCCCAGAAAUAAAUCUUAUAUAAAACUUAUGUUUAAGUUACACCUUUAAAAUGACUGUGUUUGGGGACUGGUGAGAUGGCUCAGCAGGUAAAAGCACUGAUUGGUCUUCUAAAGGUCAUGAGUUCAAAUCCCAGCAACCACAUGGUGGCUUACAACCACCCAUAAUGAGAUCUGACGCCCUCUUCUGGUGUGUCUUAAGACAGCUACAAUUUACUUAAAUAAAUAAUAAAUCUUUAAAAAAAUAAAUAAAAUGACUGUGUUUUACAUGGACUAGCAUCAAGAAGUAAUGCUUGUAUCUCAGUUGUUAGCAUCAUGAGUUGUAGAAUCAUUUGAGUUGCAAGCCUCUUGUUGAUUUGUAGGAUUUCUCUUGAUUGGUUUAAUUGAUUUCAGAAGGUCUGUUGAUUGCUAUUGGAAGCAUCUUUUUGACUAAGAUGCUGCAGUAUCAGAUAAUACCCUGAGACCAACUGUCCAUCAGUCUCCUGCUUCCUGGCUGUGGAAGGAACAUGACCAGCUGCUUAUGUUCCUGUUGUUUUACCUUUCUCACCAUGUGUUGUGGUGGGAAUAAGAAUUGCCCUAAGGGCUCAUAGAUUUGAAUGCUUAGUCAUCAGAUAUUAGCACUGCUGGAAAAGGAUUAAGAAGUGUGGCAUCAUUGGUGUUAAGUGUGUCACUGGGGGUCAUAUUUGAGAUUUCAAAGGUUCAGACCCAGUGUCCCCCUCUUUUACUGACUAUGGGUCAGUAUGGAUAAUUCUCAGCUACUCUAUAUCUGCCUGCAUUCCAAAGUGCUCCCUAGCUUGCUUCCCACAAUAAUAAUGGACAAACCUCUGAAACUGUUGACAAGCCCCAAUUAAAUGCUUUCUUUUA